Eriocheir sinensis (Chinese mitten crab) is the source of this 1739-nucleotide messenger RNA. RefSeq lists its product as uncharacterized. NCBI's taxonomy places the organism in Eukaryota, Metazoa, Arthropoda, Malacostraca, Decapoda, Varunidae. The record is from RefSeq and is a predicted model, not a curated record. The coding region runs from base 196 to 1422 and encodes 408 amino acids. Gene Ontology annotation, cellular component: membrane. Gene Ontology annotation, biological process: G protein-coupled receptor signaling pathway. The transcript has 3 exons. Gene Ontology annotation, molecular function: G protein-coupled receptor activity.
UCAGUAGCCAGUGCCCAGUCAGAGGUUCUCGCGUCGGCAGCAGAUGUUGAGUCGCGGCGAGGACCAUGCGAGCGGUGCCUGGUCCCUCCCUGGCUGAUGUGACGGCGGCGUGACAUGAGGUGACCUGCUACCUGGCGGGCGACGAGGGGCAGAAGCAGGCGGAAACAGCUGACGAGAGGAGUUACGCGCGGGGCCAUGGCGGAGGGCCCGAAGUGCCUGGAGGACGCGAGGCAGGAGGUGGGGGAGCUGUACACGGUGAUCUUCCACUACAUGUUCCCGGUGCUCAUCGCGACCGGAAUCGUCACCAACUCCCUCAACCUGAUCGUGCUGACGCGGCCACUCAUGCGCGUCAGGACCUACAGGUGGCUCCGCGCCCUGGCGUGUGUGGACCUGUCCCUGUGUGUGCUCACCGUGCCCGUGUGCCUGACCAAGGGCGGCAUCACUCCCCUUGGCUCUCGGUCCCUGGCGGGUUACUACGCUCACUUCGGCUGGUCGCUGAGCAUCGCGGCGCAGAUCCUCAGCUUCUACCUGAUGGGAAUGUUCGCCUUCGAGAGGUUCCUGGCGGUGUGUCGCCAUGACCUGUACCCGCGCAGCCAGACUGACAGCAUGUAUCGGAACGGCGUGGUCACGGCCACAAUUGUGGUGCUGCUGAUGUACGUGCCCACCAUGGUGGUGGGUACCGUGGACAGAGUUGACAAAGACUGGUUGCCCACUGACGGCUACUCCAAGCAGCACCAAUGGCACGCAUGGUACCCGGCCUACGCCUGGCUCAGGGAAAUAUUCUCCCGCCUUGUGCCCGCCGUCGUCAUCACCUUCUGCAAUGUGCGUAUCACGAUGCGCCUGAGGCACCUGCGUAGCAUUCAAGAAGGCUUCGGCCGAGGCGUGCCGGCGACCAGGCGGGAACGAGAGCGACGCCUGGUGCUGUUGCUGUUCUGGUUCACGGCGCUCUUCUACAUCUUCAACGCGCCGGUCAUUGUGUACUACCUGGGCUUCUUACACACCAAUCAGGACCACUGCGGUAAGCACCUGGCCUCUAGGCUGCUCACCUUUGCCGGUAUCUCCAAUCUCCUGCAGAUGAUGGGCAACGUGUCCAACUUUGUCCUGUAUUUCCUCAUCAGCCCAGAGUUCCACAACAUCCUUUGCAGCCUCCUCAAGUGUAAGUCCUUCAACCUGGCCGCAGGGAUGAGGACAGUCUUCUUGCGUGCUCCUAAGAUAGCAUCCGCCACAACCACCAUAACCACCAGCGUCAGCAGUUCCAACCCAGCCACCUCCGCUGCCACCGGGGAAACGGAGGAUGAAUCUCCAACGCAGUCUGACUCUGGUUACCAACAGGACGUGGUCGGCAGCAUCACGCCUCCCCGCGGCAACAGUUACUCCUCGGGGGACGAGGGCCGCGGGGUGGGGGGCGGUGGGUGCGUCUGAAGCAGCCCUGUCCAAGGCCCUGCCAUCCGAAGCAACGCAAUGUUGGUUCUUCCUUGGAAAUGAUUUUGCUUGCUAUGCGAGGGGCGUGCGUCACUGCCCCCCGUGCCCUGCAGUGAUGGUGUGUUGUACUGCGUGGUGCCUUGCAGUGGUGCUCUCUGGCACACUAGUGAUGGUGGCCCUGGUGGGGGUGGUGGUGGUGGCGGUGACAUAACACUCAUCAUGCUCCUUGACAUCACACUGAUGUGCGUCAGGUCGUGUGAACAUAUUUUUUUUCUGAUUUAGUACAAAUAAUCAUUAUUAUUAGAUAUACCUAAAUG